This is a messenger RNA of Vigna angularis (adzuki bean), 1993 nucleotides long. Its product is annotated as EH domain-containing protein 1-like. Gene Ontology annotation, cellular component: intracellular membrane-bounded organelle; plasma membrane; cytoplasm. Gene Ontology annotation, molecular function: GTP binding. Gene Ontology annotation, biological process: endocytosis; endosomal transport. NCBI's taxonomy places the organism in Eukaryota, Viridiplantae, Streptophyta, Magnoliopsida, Fabales, Fabaceae. The record is from RefSeq and is a predicted model, not a curated record. Bases 377 to 1723 code for a protein of 448 amino acids. The transcript is spliced from 10 exons.
AAGCAAUUAUAUUUCCUACUUUUUAAUUCUCAGGGUUUUGCCAGCAUUUAAAGGGUAUGCUCAAAUUUUGAUUGUUUGACCCUUUUCUAACCUUAUUAUUUUCGCACGAUUCGGUUCCGUGUCUCAACAUAUAUCCUAAUUGGCUCGGCUUUUAAAUAAUUGAUGUCCAUAAUGUUAUUUUACUUUUUUUUUUUGUUUUUUCUGGUUUGGUUUAGUGUCAUCUUGAUCAUGAAAGGUAUGUCUGAGAGACAACUGGUUUGGGUGCUCUCUGUCUUCUAUAAGCUGAUGAACAAAAUAUAUUUAGGUAAUGAUUAGGAGCCUGAAACCUAUCUUAUUAUUUGAUUUCAAUGCUUGAGGUUAACUUAUUCUAGCCAACAUGAAGCACGGACACCCCUCUUCAAUGGCCUGCAUGACAUAUGUCACAUACUCUGCCGAAAUAUUAAAUUUAAAAGAUGAUAUUUUGCGGCUUCAACUUGACUCUGUCACAGCGCUACUGAGAGAGCCUCUUUCCUCAGUGACAUCAAUAACUGAUAUCUUGAAGAGCCUCUACCUUGACAAGUCAAUAAUUGAUGGCUUGAAGAGACUCUAUCGUCAGAAGUUGAAGCCGUUAGAAGUCACUUACCGUUUUAAUGAUAUUGUAUCACCAUUACUGACAGAUAGUGACUUUGAUGCCAAACCAAUGGUUAUGCUUUUGGGUCAGUACUCAACUGGUAAAACAACAUUUAUCAAACAUCUGCUUAAAAGUGGUUAUCCAGGAGCCCAUAUUGGACCUGAGCCAACAACUGAUAAGUUUAUUGUUGUCAUGUCUGGAUCUGACGAGAAAACUGUUCCUGGAAAUACUGUUGCUGUCCAAGCAGGCCUGCCAUUUAGUGGCCUUAAAACUUUUGGCACAGCAUUUUUGUCAAAAUUUGUGUGUGCACAGAUGCCUCAUGCUCUACUAGAACAUAUCACAUUUGUUGACACUCCUGGAGUUUUGUCUGGAGAAAAGCAAAGGACACAACGGGCAUAUGAUUUUACUGGCGUGACAUCUUGGUUUGCUGCCAAGUGCGAUUUGAUACUCCUAUUGUUUGAUCCUUACAAACUUGACAUUAGUGAUGAGUUCAGUAAUGUGAUAUCAUCCUUACGGGGACAUGAUGACAAAAUCCGAUUAGUUUUGAAUAAGGCAGACCAAGUUGAUACCCAACAAUUGAUGAGGGUUUAUGGCGCCUUAAUGUGGUCACUUGGAAAGGUGCUGAAGACACCUGAAGUAAUGCGUGUGUAUAUUGGCUCCUUCAAUGACAUGCCUGUAAAUGAUACUGCCACUGGUCCACUUGGUAAGGAACUAUUUGAAAAGGAACAGGAUGAUCUUCUUUCGGAUCUGAAAGAUAUACCAAAAGCAGCUUGUGAUCGAAGAAUCAAUGAGUUUGUAAAACGAGCCCGAGCAGCCAAGAUACAUGCCUAUAUUAUCAGUCAUCUUAAAAAUGAGAUGCCUUUUAUGAUAGGCAAAUCUACAGCUCAGCAAAGACUCAUUGAUAAUUUGGCAGAUGAAUUUAGAAAGGUGCAAAGGGAGUUCCAUUUACCUCCUGGUGAUUUCCCAAAUGUAGAGGAUUUUAGAGAGAGAUUGAGUGGUUACAAUAUUGAUAAGUUUGCAAAAUUCAAACCAAAGAUGAUACAAGCAGUUGAUGACAUGUUAGCUUACGACAUUCCUAACCUCUUGAAGAAUUUUAGGAAUCCUCAUGAUUAAAUUUCUGAGCAAUUGAGUCAAUGAUAUAUUAGGUUUGUCAGAUUGAUGUGUAUAGCAGAAAUUUUACGGGGUCUUUGUGCACUCUGUAUUGAAUAUUGAAAGAUUGAAACACUCCAUUGCUGCAUAUACGAUUUCGUUUCAGUAUCAAAUUGAAUUUUCGUACCUAACAGUUGAAUUUGGUUGUUGAAUAUUUCCUUCGAGCUCGCAUGCUGCUGAAAAUAUAGUAUCAGAUAGAGAAGACCCAUAAUCUGGAGAUUACCCUAAGACUCA